Molecule: messenger RNA, 929 nt
Organism: Neurospora tetraspora
Lineage: Eukaryota; Fungi; Ascomycota; Sordariomycetes; Sordariales; Sordariaceae
Exons: 1
Coding region: 109-681 (190 amino acids)
Source: RefSeq, a predicted model, not a curated record
AAGUGGUAAGCUUUGGGUCUCCUCAUCCCGCUUUGGCUGGCCGCCCUGCUUCAGCGCCGUCAGCGCCGCCAUCAUGGAGGACGAAAGCCGACACACAAUCUGCUGUCGAUGGAAUUCGGGAAGAGACGACCAAUCUAUCGUCUGAGAGGUCGAAACUCGAGGAGAGACUCUCGAAAGAGAAAGCCGAGCGAGCUUUGGAGGGUCGCGAUCGUUCUGCUUCGGCUCCGGACGUCCGUGAUUAUCGACCGCGGUCGCCUCGGGGGACAAAAGCCGAUAGAGCUAUGGGAAAGCGACCUGCUUCAGUUCCACAUGCCCCCAGGGAUCUAUCGCCGCCUGCGUGGAGGACGAAAGCCGAAAGGGGUCCGGCGGCUGUUUCGGACAAUCGGCAUGAUCGACCGCCGUCUUGGAGGACAAAGCCUGAUAGACCAUAUUGGCGUGACCCGGGUUACGGCACCGUCGACUGGUAUCUCAGGAGUAGUCGUCAUGACGAGGAUGGUGAUGGCGGUGAUGGCGGUGGCAGCGGUGGUGGUGAUGAUGAUGGCGGCGAUGACAAGUCCUGACCGGUUCCCCUCCCAAACAUUUCGAUGCCCUCUUCUCUUCUUAUCUCCUGUCAUCUUCUUCGGCUUCAUGAUGUUUUACUUUUCUACUCUACUACUUUAUCUUGUUGUUAUGUCUUUUUAAAGAGGGGGGAAAGCAAGCUGGCUUGAAAGCUUUAUUACCAUUCUUCGUUUUUCAUUUAUUGAAGAUUAGGGGCUGAUGGGGGGCAUCAAGGGAUAGGUAGGCCAUGGCGUCGGUUGGUCAAUAGGAGUCUGGUUGGUCGGUUGGCUGGUUGCUGGUUUAGGUCCAUAGCAUUUGAUAGCGAGGGGCAUCUUCCUCUUAUGUCUUUAGCAUCAACUUGAAUGUGAUGCGCAGUAGUUAAUCAACCUCGG